Molecule: messenger RNA, 702 nt
Organism: Moesziomyces antarcticus
Lineage: Eukaryota; Fungi; Basidiomycota; Ustilaginomycetes; Ustilaginales; Ustilaginaceae
Product: ribosomal protein L16
Exons: 1
Coding region: 1-702 (233 amino acids)
Biological process (GO): mitochondrial translation
Cellular component (GO): mitochondrial large ribosomal subunit; ribosome
Molecular function (GO): rRNA binding; structural constituent of ribosome
Source: RefSeq, a predicted model, not a curated record
AUGUGGUCGUCUCUCACCGCGUCUUUCAGCAAGCUUGGCCUGCGCAAUGCGGCCGUUGCAGGACCCUCUGUCGCCUCGCCCGUCCGUUCGCUUCACAUGACCUCGGCCGCUCGUCCCUCGCUGCGCACCACACCUGCCUCGCCUACAUCUCAGCUGGGCAGUGCUCGUCACAAGUCGAACCUCGCACCGCGUAGGACAAAGUACCGCAAGGCGCACAAGAUCACCAUCCCCUUCAACACUGGCGGCUCAACCAAGGGUACCACGGUGCAGGAGGGUGUGUAUGGCAUUCGUCUGCUCGCCCCCGCACGUCUGUCGGCAAAGCAGCUGGUUGCAGCCGAGACUGCGCUCAAGCGAAAGCUCAAGGUGGUCAAGGGCGCCCAGGUGUUCCUGCGCGUGUUCCCGGAUAUCCCCGUCUGCAUCAAGGGCAACGAGACACGUAUGGGUAAGGGCAAGGGCAGCUUCGAGUACUGGGCCUGCCGCGCCAACAUGGGCAAGGUCAUUUUUGAGAUCGGCGGACCCGUCGAGAUCCGUCCCGAGGUCGCCAAGGAGGCUCUUCGUCUCGCCUCGGCCAAGCUGCCCGUACCCACCGAGUUUGUGACCACUGCGUCGGCUCCUCGCCUCGGCAACAAGGUGCUCCAACCCGCAGCUGCCUCGUCUGCAACUGAUGGACCCGAUUCGACACCCGCACCGACCUCGUCGUAA